Molecule: messenger RNA, 2022 nt
Organism: Pneumocystis murina B123
Lineage: Eukaryota; Fungi; Ascomycota; Pneumocystomycetes; Pneumocystales; Pneumocystaceae
Exons: 5
Coding region: 1-2022 (673 amino acids)
Biological process (GO): intracellular signal transduction; protein phosphorylation
Cellular component (GO): cytoplasm
Molecular function (GO): protein serine/threonine kinase activity; ATP binding
Source: RefSeq, a predicted model, not a curated record
AUGAAUGAUAAAAAUACAAAUGCAAAUACAAUAUUCGAUAAUGAUCCGCAGGAGCUGUUAAAUAUAUCAGAGAAGCCUCGAUUAGGUCACUAUGCAAUUUUGAAGACACUGGGUGAAGGAAGUUUUGGAAAAGUAAAACUUGCAGUUCACUCUAUUACUGGACAUAAAGUAGCUCUUAAAAUAAUCUCACGAAAAUCAUUAUUGAAUUUAGACAUGUCAUCAAGAGUAGAUCGCGAGAUAUCUUAUUUAAAGCUUUUAAGACAUCCUCAUAUUAUUAAACUUUAUGAAGUAAUUGCAACUCCUACAGACAUAAUUAUGGUUAUCGAGUAUGCUGGUGGGGAAUUAUUUGAUUAUAUUGUUUCUCGAGGUAAAAUGAGUGAGGAUGAAGCUCGUCGCUUUUUUCAGCAGAUUAUAACUGCAGUUGAAUAUUGUCAUCGUCAUAAAAUUGUACACAGAGAUCUUAAACCAGAAAACCUUUUAUUGGAUGAUUUUCUUAAUGUUAAAAUUGCUGAUUUCGGUUUAUCAAAUCUUAUGACUGAUGGAAAUUUUCUAAAAACAUCAUGUGGGUCACCAAACUAUGCAGCACCUGAAGUUAUAUCUGGGAAAUUAUACGCCGGCCCAGAGGUAGAUGUUUGGUCUUGUGGAGUUAUUCUUUAUGUUAUGCUUGUAGGUCGGCUCCCAUUUGAUGAUGAAUUUAUACCUACACUCUUUAAAAAAAUAAAUGGAGGAAUUUAUACUAUUCCUUCAUUUUUAAGUUCUGAUGCUAAAGAAUUACUUAGUCAAAUGCUUGUAGUAGAUCCCAUUCAACGAAUUACAUUACAAGAGAUUCGAGAAAGUAAAUGGUUUAAUCUUAACUUACCUGAUUAUCUUCAUCCGCUUGAUAAAUAUGAAGAAAAGAAUGAAGUUGAUGAUAAAAUUGUUGGGAAACUUGGACAAGCUAUGGGCUAUAAUAAGGAUCAUGUAUAUGAAGCACUUGCUAGGUCGGAUUGUAAUGAAAUAAAAGAUGCAUAUCGAUUAGUUGCAGAGAAUCAGAUGAGAUAUAAGGAUUUUCGAAUUAUUAUGGCAAAAAAUAUACAAUCAUUUUUGGCUCAAUCUCCACCUAGCUGGGAUACUGAACAAAUUAAAUUUCCUCGAAAUAUUUCAUCAUCUUCAUUAGGUCAUCCUUCUCCUACUAAUAUAAAUACUUAUUCCAUAAGCAAAGGAGUAUAUAGUACAUUGUUACCUUCAGUUGGUGGAUCGUAUACACGAAUAGAAGAUCAAACACCUUUUCACAUUAGUAUCUUGCCAUCUAGUCUUCAUAAUUAUCAUAUAAUGUAUAUGAAUAAGAGAAUUUCCUUGGAUUCAUUGAAUAGAAAUAUUAAGGACAAGAAAUUACAAAGUAAUAUUUCUAAAUCAGUUUUAGUACCAAUGUCUAUAAAUACUGAAAAGAAAAAGCGAGCAAUUCGUUGGCAUUUCGGAAUACGUAGUAGAAGUUCACCAUUAGAAAUAAUGAUAGAAAUAUAUCGAGCACUAAAAGAUCUUGGAGCAGAGUGGGUCGACAUUGAAUCUCAAAAUAUAAAUCUGCAUGAAAAGAUAAAUAAAUUUAAAGAAAAGAAUUUAUCAGAAAACAAUGAUGCUAAUGAAGCUAUAUUGGAUUCAAAUAAAGCCAAAGAUCCUUAUGUUAUAAAAUGCCGUUUAACAAAAUCGUCUGAUAACGAAAAAAAAAUUAUAGUAACUAUCGUUAUUCAAUUAUAUCAUUUAGAAUCUAAUAAUUUUUUGGUGGAUUUUAAAUGUGGAGGUUAUGAGAAUGUAUAUUCAAUUAUUUCUGAAUUACCAUCAAACAAUAUAAAUAGCGAAACCGAAAAAAUAAUUUGUGGAAUGUCUAAAUUAAUAAAAAAUGAUAUAAUGAAAACUAGUUCUCAAGAUUUAAAUACAUCACAAUAUUCGUUGGAUUCUUCUGGGAAAAAUCUUUCUGAAAAGCAGGUUACCAGCCCUUUUCCGUUUUUAGAUAUGGCAAGUCAGUUAAUAUUACACUUAAUGUGA